GAAAUGAGUUUCAGGGCUGCUGCUGAGGUGGGGGAGGGGUGUCAGGAGAAGGAAUGGGAGGCGCCUUCUGAGGGGGAGGUUGGGAUGAGACAGGUAGAGGGAUGAGGGUUAGAACGAGGCCACUGAGGCCCUUCACCUGGUUGUUUGGGGCUGACCCUAGUCUUUGGGGCCACAGUGGCAGGGCUGGGCUUUGUCUUGUUUCCUAGGCCACAAGGGUCCCUGGGGCUUAUGUGGAAAGCAGGUUUGGCCUUGUUUUUUGGCCUGGGCACAUGAGGUUCAGGGAGCAGCAGGAGUGCCACCUACAGUGGAGUUUUAGGUGCACUGAGGGAGGAUUUCAAUCUGAGAGAUUUUAAUUUCGUAGAACCACUGGUGUAGUUCAGGGAUUUGGGAAGGAAUGGACCUUUUGUGAAUUACCUGUCUGGGGGGAUUAAUUUUAUUUUUUAAAAUGCCAUUUAUCUUCCUUUCCUGGGUGUGUUCUCAGGCUCCCAUCUCUAUGGGUUGGGUUACCAAUAGCUUCCACACAUCAGGUGAGGCCAGGCUCUCUUCUCCUGCUUCAGGACCUCAUAUGCACAGACCCUUUUGCUUGUUUUUAAGGCAAUGCUUUGUUCCAAAUCUGGGGCUGAGUUAAGCUGCCUCAGGACAGGUGUCCACAUCUGUCAGGUUCUGUCAGAUUACCAAAUAAUAACCAUCCAUCACGAUAGUUCUACCUUACCUUUGCAGAAUGCUCACAGAGCACUUCAGCAUAAUCUCUAUUUAGUCUUCCACAGCCAUCCAGUAGGGGAUUACCCCACUUCUCAGAUGGAGAAAGCUGACACUCAGAGAGGUGAGGAUGUUUCCUCAAGGUCACGGAACUAGCCCUUACAUGCUCUUUACUGUAUCAUUGGCAACCACUGAUGAUGUCAAUCCCUCUGACCUGAGUGAGGGGCCUAGUCCUUUAUCAUCUCUUACAAUUAAAACUCCAUCUUAUAAAAACACUGAUUAAAAAUAUGCAUAAUUGCUUAGGCCAGACAAAACCUGGAACUCAGUGUUACUCGUCCUUUUAGUAGGGCUGUUUUUCUGUCUCCUCCCUUCUCCUGCCUCCUUUGAUCCCCAUGACCCCGCCCAACAUGGAUCUCAGUCAUUUCUGAACAGAAUGUAGAGUCAGUAUCCCAAGGAAGGAGACCAGGGAGGCCAUCUGGCCCACCCAGCCCACCAAAGCUUGGCUCUUUCACUUCCCAUUUGGUUUUAAACGAAAGCCUGGUACAGAAGGCAGUUGCAAGAAUUCGAGUUAAUUUGUAUUAGAAGCCGUGACCAAAUUCUGUUUGUCAAAACCUGCACCUUCUUAACUCACUGGGUGUGUCCAUUUUUAUUGGACCAACAGGCUGCUUUUUGGCUGUCUGUGGUCUAGGAGUCCGUGCAUGACUGGUUCAUUUCCAACAUAAUCAUAUUUGAUUUCUCUUUUUCAUUUCAGAAUCCAGAAUUCAAAGUUGUCUCCCUCAAUUUGAAAACCUAUUAUGAACUUGUCAUGAUUUUAUCUCCCACUUCUCUGAUUAGCCUCCCUGUCACUUUGAUUUCCUUCCAACCUUGUCACAUUUUUCUUUUGUCUUUUUUUCUUAAUUUACCCUUUCUUGGAUAUCCAAUCCACGUGUAUAACUUUUGGGCUGAAACAAUUAGGUGGGAUCCCGUCCCCACUGAUUGAUCAGUUUUGCUUUGAAUGGGAGCAGGCUUUCUUCUACAGCUCCACCCCUCUCUUCCCUCCCAGAAAACCUGCCUUAAGUCUUCUCUGCUUAUUCAGGGAUAGAAGUCUCUUGAAAUGGUUGCUCUGAAAAAGGUCCUGAAAAGACAGCUCCAGGCCCUCUCUUUUUGAGAAACCUGAAGGGAGUCUGUUUACAAACCCAGCCUUCUUCAUUCAUUAUACACAGCUUCCUAUGGCUCACUGUCUGCCUGCUCCUGUAUUGGUCCCCGAGAUCUAGAAAUGAAUCAGACACAAUCCCUGCCCUGAACAAGCUCACGGUAAUAAUGAAUGCCUGCUAUGUGCCAGGAGCUCUACAAGACACUUUCAAAUGUUACCUCUGAUCUUCACCAAAGAGGCAGCUUUUUCCUUAUAUACAGUGGAGGACACUGAGGCUGGGAGAGGUUGAGUAACAUGGCUAAAGUCACACAUCACUGCAGUGGGUGGCAGAGCUGGGAUUCAAGCCCCGGGCUGGGUUGCUGUGGAGAAGCGCAGCUGGAGGGGACAGGACAGGAGAACACAAAAGUUCUUGGCCUGAGGAAUCAGCCCUUUCCUAAGAUAUCAGGAAGGGUCAGAAACUCCAUUUCCUCCCUGUAGCCUCUCUCCGGCAGAUGGUAAUCCCACAGCCCAUUCUGAAUUAACCCUGGGGAUACAUCAGGCCUCAGAGCUUAUGGAGAGCAUCCUAGGAAACCCAGGCACGGAUGAGGGUCUGCUGCCACCUCUAAAGGAGACCAUUGCUCCUGGUUCAAGCACCAGGUUAUAACUGGAGAAUAGAAUGGGCUCUUGACAUUCAUGGAUGGAUCAGGACUCCGAGAGAGAUAAGGAAAAGGGGAAGGAAAAGCUGGAGGAAGACGAGGCUGCAGCAGCCAGCACCAUGGCCGUCUCUGCCUCCCUCAUGCCACCCAUCUGGGACAAGACCAUCCCAUAUGAUGGCGAGUCUUUCCACCUGGAGUACAUGGACCUGGAUGAGUUCCUGCUGGAGAAUGGCAUCCCUGCCAGCCCCACCCACCUGGCCCAGAACCUGCUGCUGCCUGUGGCUGAGCUAGAAGGGAAGGAGUCGGCCAGCUCCUCCACGGCGUCCCCACCAUCCUCCUCCACCGCUGUCUUUCAGCCCUCGGAAACCGUGUCUAGCACAGAAUCCUCCCUGGAAAAGGAGAGGGAGACACCCAGUCCCAUCGACCCCAACUGCGUGGAGGUGGAUGUGAACUUCAAUCCCGACCCUGCCGACCUGGUCCUCUCCAGUGUGCCGGGCGGGGAGCUGUUCAACCCUCGGAAGCACAAGUUUGCAGAGGAGGACCUGAAGCCCCAGCCCAUGAUCAAAAAGGCCAAGAAGGUCUUUGUCCCCGAUGAGCAGAAGGACGAAAAGUACUGGACGAGACGCAAGAAGAACAACGUGGCGGCCAAGCGGUCUCGGGACGCCCGGCGCCUGAAGGAGAACCAGAUCACCAUCCGGGCGGCCUUCCUGGAGAAGGAGAACACAGCCCUGCGGACGGAGGUGGCGGAGCUGCGCAAGGAGGUGGGCAAGUGCAAGACCAUUGUGUCCAAGUACGAGACCAAGUACGGGCCCUUGUAACCCGUGCCCCCACCCGGGCACGCUGCCUCACCUCAGACCUCUGCCUGGGACCCCUGAAACCCACCCCUGCGUGGAGACUUAUGACUCGUCGUGGGCGCAUGGCGGUGCACCUGCCCCAGGAGCCUUCACGUUCAAGCUUCAUUAUCACAUGGCCAGCACGGCGACUUCCCUGGGGGCCAGCCUCCUCCCUGGCGGGUUGCGAGAGAAUCUAUGAGGUGGUGACUCAGCCUUAGUCUCUGUUCUUGGCUGUCUCAGUUGGACCGGAAGGGGACCUCUGGAGCAUGGGCUCUUCUUUUCCAGGGUACCCAGGCUUCCCUGACUCUCCCUGCUUCUCCAGCCUGGGCCGUCCUGGCCUGUCUCUGCAGAAUGAGUCAUGAUGGCUGUCGCCCUUACAUCUUCUCAGGUAGCAGGGCGCAUUUCCAGGCAGGGAGGGUCUGUUGUCCUCCCGAGAAAGUCUUAGAGAAAAACAUGCGUUCCCAUCUUCCUCAAAGGUAAAAAGACAUGCCAGCUCCUCUGUAGUGUCCACGUGGGUGCCAGGCCGCAGCGGCUGGGUGUCUGCACAGCCUGGGACAGGCUUUGCGUCUGGGCCUGCAACAGAAGUGCACCCAACCAUUCCUGGCUCCCUCACCCCUUUUCUCUGUGGCUCCGAGGCCUGGAAGGAGGAGGCCCUGGUGAGGGGUUCCCUCUGCGUUGCAUCCGCCGUUGGUUGGGGAGAGACUCCCAGGGUGGUGGUCUCUGAGCCUUGGUCGCCGUGCAUAUCUCCUCUUCUGCAGGUCACUUGUGGAGGCCGCCUAAGUCAAAUUUGUCCCACCAGACUGGGCCUCUGGGCCUGCUGUUUCUUUUCAUCCAGUGACCAAGCUCAGAUCUUGGAUUUAAAAGAAAAAGUCUCCUCGUCUAGGAAGCUUAACUUCCUGGAGCUGGGAUGCACCUUCUGCAUGGUGUUCAGAAAACCGGUCUCCACAGCCCCUCACGCUGUAGGUGGGGAGCUGGGGCAUGUUUCUCGAGAAGCUCCCGCUCUUUCUUGCUCUGCUUUCCCGUGUGGGCCAGGCUCGAGUCCACUGUCCCUGAAAAGCAGAAGAGGGCUUCCCAAUUCUGGCUUCAGGAUCCACCCCAUGCGAGCGGCCUGGAGGGCGUCACCAGGCAGGACACCUGGUCACCUGGUCGCAGCACAACUCUUUUGGAACAGCAGGCUCUUGGGACAUUUACAUAGGCUAGAGUCCCCUCAAUCUGGGUCCCAGGAGACAGCCACCCAUGCAAGCCUGGCUGUGGUGUGGUGCGGAGGGGCCCACCUCCCAGCUGCUCCUUUCUCUUGUGUCCAGCUGGACUCGUCCUUUGGCUCUGCCCGAGAGAUUAAUUACGGAGAUCCGUGGAAGCGUCUGCUCGCUGCGGUCAGCUGGGGCACCCAGAGAUGGGCGUAUUUAUUUGCUCAGGGCAGGCAGCCUGUGGUAAGGAGGGGUCAGAGGUAAUGGGCACACUUUGUCACAUUCACCACUGGCUUUAUUUAAAGUGGUGGCUUGGAGUCCUGGGCCUUGACCCCUAAAGACUUUUCAUAACAGAUGUUAAGAGCAGGGGAAGCCAUCCACUGGCCGUGGACCACACCCCAGGGGAACGCCACGGCCCUCCAGGGACCUGCACACCCGUCUCUCCAGGGGACUUGACAAGGGUCCCUGAGGCCAAGGGAUGUCAGCGCCCUCCCUGCAGGCCCCUGACUUUUACUUUGUGGUUCUAUGAAAACCGUGUUCACACUUUUCACUCUAUUGUAACCACGACAGGGCAGUUGCAUCCGGCAUGUCAGUGUCCCGCCCAGGCACACUCCCUCUGGUCUGGCCACCCACCAAGAGGGCACUUCUCAUUUUCGUUACUGGUAGAAGAGCCACCAGCUUAAAAGCUCUUCAUUUUCUUUGGCCAGAAGUGUAUGGUUUGUGUUUUUUUCAGUUUUUUUCCCUAAGGGAUGGACACUUAGUCUCCGGGUGGCGUCCACUUUCCGACCCCAGCGGGUGAGAUGAUGACUUGAUGUCUCUUCUCUUUGUCCCACCUUCUGCCUGGCCAGUGCCCUCCCCUUUUACACCCCCCCGCCGCCAGCCAGUGGGUGUCUGGUUCUCUCCUUACUUGGGAAGAGUGUGGUGCUGGCUUCUUUUAGAAGAGCCCCUUUGAGCCAGGAGCCUGGCAGGGACAGGAAGGAGAUAUCCGUGGAGGUUGACAUUUUGGGGAAAAGGGUGCUCAGGUAAGCAUGUCUUCUUCCCAGGCUUAAGGAUCAAGCCCUUGCAGGAGGAGAGGGUGGUGCCUACUCAGUUUCCAUUGUGGAGUUGGGAGUCUCCUUGACUCCCCGCUGGACCCUCUCUGUCUUGGGGCUGACAGCCAAAGACUGAGGCACCUAUGCUCAGAUCUUUGACAUCCUCUAAAAAGCACUGGAGACUAGAGACGCCAAUGUCAAUGGCUUUCUAUGGGCUUGCAGUGGGCUGGGAAGCGCCAUCCCUACUUACACACCCUGUCUUCAGCCUCAUUGCAACCUCAGAACAGACAAAUCAUGAAUGAAUGAGCUAGAAUCUUGCAAGAAUAUGCAUAUAAUAAAUGUAUAUCUAGAUAGAGAAAUAUAUAUAUUCAGAGAGAGAGAGAGAGCUUUCACAAUGGCCAGCAGCCUUGUGGAGGACCUGGGUAAUUCUUACCCUUGGCCAAAGGAAAGGGUUUGCCUGCCUGGGUCCUGAGUUGCGGAAGGCACGUAGUAGUGAACCUUGACUCGGUAAGCAUCACCCUAGUGAGGGGACCUGCUGUGGCCCUGGCAGGCAGCUCCUGCUUGAGGUGGGGUGGCAGGCAUGGGGGCCGGCAGAAAAGGGCCCCUUCAUGCUGUGUAGCUCUCCAUCCAGGGCCCUGGGAGCAAAGGGCUGAAAGCCCCUGUUUUUCAUGGCAAAGCCCCACCCCAGAGCUCCUUUAACGUCUGUUAAUUAAGUGCAAUAAAUUUUUCUAGAAAAUGGCAAAGAUGACUUCCAGGUGGAUAUUGCUGUCUUACAGUGUUGGGGAUGCCAGAACACCACUUGGUUUUAUUUUUCUAAGUGCAUGUGACGUGACAGAGUGUGUGGGGCUCUGCGUCCUCCCCUGGGAGCUGGCAUUCCAGCAGGCCUCUCUCUCCUUUACCUUUGCUGGGGAAGGAGGCAAGGCGCAAACCCUUCUUCCCAGCCGGUGAGGGCAGAGGCAGAGCGUAGCCCACUGGCCUUAUGUGCGUGUGUGCGUGCGAGUGUGCCACUGCCGGUGGGCCGGAGUGAUGUGGCAGGAGGGAAGCGGGGAAUGUAUCCUUUUCAAACGAAAUUAAAUAUUUUGAGAUGAGAA
This is a messenger RNA of Lagenorhynchus albirostris (white-beaked dolphin), 6608 nucleotides long. RefSeq names its product TEF transcription factor, PAR bZIP family member (gene TEF). The coding region runs from base 2508 to 3284 and encodes 258 amino acids. Gene Ontology annotation, molecular function: RNA polymerase II cis-regulatory region sequence-specific DNA binding; DNA-binding transcription factor activity, RNA polymerase II-specific. Gene Ontology annotation, biological process: regulation of transcription by RNA polymerase II. The record is from RefSeq and is a predicted model, not a curated record. Gene Ontology annotation, cellular component: nucleus. The transcript has 4 exons. Lineage: Eukaryota; Metazoa; Chordata; Mammalia; Artiodactyla; Delphinidae.